UAUUUUUAUUCUUAAGGGCGUGUUUGGUGUCUUCCAACGGCUUAAGGCAUAUAGAUUAGCAAUGGAUACCUUUUAUCGAUUAAGCUAGAUUAAAAAUUCAUAAUGGUGUUUGAUACCAUUUACUAAAAUGUUUAUAUCUUGUUCGGUACUCAGUACAAAGGCAUAGAUAAAGGAGUUAAAAGACAUAACUCUCCCUCCACUAAACCCAUAAAGACAAGCGUACCCUUUGAUUUUCACCCCACGCUACAUAUUCCCUAUUCCUUCAUAUUUUGCAGCAUUCACUUCUUGCGCCAUAGGAAGGGUCACAGAAACUGAAACGACACGCCUGGAAGUGGACGAUUUGCGCCGAUCUGCGCCGCGACAAGAAUGAGUUCAGCAACUCAAGGAAGCAAUGGAUUCGUUCGUGGUGGUCGGUUAAACAAGACCGACAAGACCCGGCGUAGUUGGUCGGCUCGAGAGGAGGAGGUUUUGUUGGCUGCAUUGAAGGAGUUGGUGGCGCAAGGCUGGAAAUCGGAUAAUGGUUUUCGCGCCGGAUAUUUGAAUAAGUUGGAAGAAGCGAUGAAGAAGGAAUACCCAACUACGGAUUUGAAGGGAAUGCCUCACAUCAAUUCCAAAAUCACAAUAUGGAAGAAGAACUACUCUUCGCUAUCGUAUAUGCUAGGGAAAAGUGGAAUUGGCUUUAACUUGAAGGGCACACACACUAUCGACUGUGACGAUGAACAAUGGCAGGCAAUCCUGAAUCGUGAUUCAAAUGCGCGUCUUAUGCGCUACAAAAGUUGGCCACAUUUGGAUGAUUGGAGGGUGAUAUUUGGAAAAGAUAGGGCUACCGGCGAGGGGGCGGAAGAUAUCAUGGAGGCUGCGCACGAAAUGUACCGUAACAUCGACCUCACCGAGCCACACGUUGAUGGAGAUUAUCACGUCACUCUUGAUGACAUGUACGAGCCCGCAGAUGCAGAUGAUAGUGUGAGUCAAAGUGUCAAAGCUUCACCCGAAGUGCGUUCAUCGACUAGGAAGAGGAAACGAGAUGAUGGCAUCGAUAGGAUGUUCGCCGCGCUGUCUGAGAUCACCACCACUACGGGCGAUCGAUUGGAGACACUUGCAAGUAGGAUGGGGUAUGAUUUCGACAUCUCAAAGGCGAGGAAGGAGGUCUUUGCCCAACUGGGCUCUAUCUCGGGACUAACCCUCAAGGACAAGUUCGAAAUCACCGACUUGCUUGCUAAAGAGGUAGAGCGCCUUGACGUUUUUACCAGCCUGCCGGAUGAAGCGAAAUCCGAGUACGUCCACUAUCUGCUUGACAUGAAGUUGAAGUAGCUUGCUAUUUCAACUAACCGAAGUUGCUGCUGUUUUUGAGAAACCUCACAGACACGUUAAGUACUCCUAUGUGAGAUGAUUUGGAUCUGUUUUAGUUUGUGAUUUCUGUUCUUUUUUUUCAAGUACCUAGAAUGCUAUUAUCUUCCCGCAGACGGUAUAAGUUUGGCUUGAUAAUGUUGUUGGAUUAUUCAUGCAUGUUGGAUUAUUCAUGACAUUUUAUAUUUGAAGUCCUUGGCAGAUUA
This is a messenger RNA of Salvia miltiorrhiza (redroot sage), 1553 nucleotides long. RefSeq lists its product as uncharacterized. The transcript has 3 exons. Bases 367 to 1311 code for a protein of 314 amino acids. The record is from RefSeq and is a predicted model, not a curated record. Lineage: Eukaryota; Viridiplantae; Streptophyta; Magnoliopsida; Lamiales; Lamiaceae.